Penicillium chermesinum is the source of this 1329-nucleotide messenger RNA. RefSeq lists its product as uncharacterized. The transcript has a single exon. Lineage: Eukaryota; Fungi; Ascomycota; Eurotiomycetes; Eurotiales; Aspergillaceae. The record is from RefSeq and is a predicted model, not a curated record. Bases 1 to 1329 code for a protein of 442 amino acids.
AUGCUUCGGCCAAAGCCACACUCGAAAUCCGGGGAGGAGUCUCUCGAAGAGCAAAAAGAACCAUUCGUCGAUCAAGCACUGGACCGAGAUGAGGGAAACGGGCCCAAUCUCGACAUUGCCAGCGGCACGAGAACUGGAUGCAUUGCCGCCGUGUCGAUGGGCGUGAUUCUUUCGCUUCUGUGCCUUAUAUCCGGCAUUUACCUCGUCACUCAAAAGUCCAUCCUCGGCGCCCCGGUCUCCAUCUCUCCUGCUGGGCAAGAAGCUGUGUCCCUCGUGAUCAACUUUAUCCUGGCACUCUGCACCGAUGGUAUGAUGUUCGUGCAUUCCGCCUCCCUACGAUGGGCGUUAUAUCGCGAAGAGCGCUUGGAGUACAACACCAAUAUUCGUCUCUUCACCAGUUCCAAGAGAUUCGGCCCGAAUAGUUGGUACAUUAACCUGGUCGCCCUGGCCUGCUUGAUUUUAACAUAUGCCUCGUCAUCCGUCCUUUUGGUAUCCAACCAGGCCUAUAUGGGGAAUGAAAACGGAGGGGUAUUCUUCGAGUUGAUGAUCAAUGCCACAGCUCUAAUUGCGCUGGGUUUAGGUCUCGCUGGUCAGGCCGCCAUCGCCGUGUGGUGCCUGGUAUCGUGUCAAAAGUCGAUACCGACCUGGAGCUCCAAUCCGCUCAACACCGCGUCGGUCGCGUUGCACAAAGGUGACCUUGUCCACCGUCCAGGGAGAUGCAUGUUAUCCGUUCACCAGAGAACAAUGCCAAGCCAAGAGGCAUACCCCGGGAAAAGACAGGGAAGCAUGUUUCAAGUACAGCAUAUAGUGCGAUACAUUCUUGCGUUGAUAUGGUCACUUGCUCUUCUGGCCAUCGCUUGGCCCAUUGCUAUCGCCACUGUCUCCAGAUCUAUCGGUAAUGACAGUUACUUAGGACAGGGGUUUGAAAACCCGUGCUGGAAACUUAGAUUCGAUUGGGAAAAGAGUGAUUGGGCAUGUUCGCGGAACUUCGUGACGCUUUCUAUGUCACCCACUGCGAAUGACCACAAUCCGAGCUCCCCAGCCUUUUCGUACGGCGCAGAGGCUGUGCUAUGCAUCUUAUUUGUCUGUCUGGUCCAAGCUCUCCAGACAAUUGUCCUGCAUUGCUUGGAAUUGUUGGUCAACCUGUCUAGAGACGAAGGACUUUGGCGACAGGCUUACAGAGGAACAAAAGAGGCCCCAGGGACGCAGUUGUCCACAAAUCCAUUCCUUUCAGCCGCAUCGAGCUGGGAAAACAUCGUCCUGUUUAUCUCCAAGGCACUCCUGCAUUGGAUAAUUGGUGCAGAGCAUGAUCGCUUCCGUCGCCAUUGA